Molecule: messenger RNA, 1458 nt
Organism: Adineta steineri
Lineage: Eukaryota; Metazoa; Rotifera; Eurotatoria; Adinetida; Adinetidae
Source: the annotation of a GenBank genome assembly
AUGCAUAGUGAAGUCUUAUCCAGUUGGUCGCAAUUAAAUCUGUUCACUUAUGAUCUUAAUUGUAUUUCUUCAUUAUUAUUACUUUUGAUCUGUCUAAUUACGAAAGGACAUGCCAGUGAUAUAUCUACUCCACCAAUCAUUACAGCAGGUCCAACUUAUGGUUCGUACAAGUUUAAUGUACUUCAACAUCUCUCGGGUAUCUCACCCUAUUUUGAUUCUAAUGCCAAUGAAUUAAGUCCUGAUCCACCUCAAGGUUGUAUCGUUGACAAGGCUAUUUAUCUGGUUCGUCAUGGUUCUAUUUAUGCUAAUGAUUAUGAUUAUAAUAAUACAAUCGACCCAUUCCUGCAACGUCUUCAAAAUUUCUCUAAUCGUGCUGAUUUUUCUAAAGCAACAGAUUUAGCCUUUUUAGUUCACUGGACUUCACCUAUCUCCAACAGCAAUGAACAAGUUGAAAAGCUGACAGAAUACGGUAGUAAAGAAGCUUUUACUCUUGGUACUCAACUUGCACAACGUUAUUCAAACUUAGUUUUCGACAGUAAGAAUAAAUUGUUUAAAAUUUGGGCAUCAGCAGCAAAUCGAACAAAAGAAACUGCUUCGGCACUCUUAGCUGGACUUGGCAAUAGACAAGGAAUAACAGAUGAAAUAAUCACUAUUUCAGAAGAAAAGAAUCAAGGUGCUGAUACUUUUUCACCAACAAAAACAUGUUUACAAUAUGAUGCGUCUGUUGGCUCAGAACAAGGAAAUAUAUGGUUGAAACAAUACACGACACCGAUCAUAACUCGUCUGAAUGCUAUGGGAUCACAGUUUAAUUUUAUAGCCAAUGAUGUGUUGGCGAUGCAGGAAUUAUGUGGUUAUGAAACAGUUAUUCGUGGAUCUUCACCAUUUUGUAAAAUUUUUACACCAGAAGAAUGGCUUUCUUUUGAAUACUAUUUCGAUAUCAAAUAUCAUUAUUCAUUAGGUUAUGGAAAUGUUUUAUCUCCUAGUCUAGGCAUGCCUUGGGUUGAGGCAUCGAGUGAUUUACUCAAUUAUACGACCGAUACAGAGCAAAGUCUUUAUAUUAAUGUUGUUCACCGGGAAAUGCCACCACUUAUCUUGACAGCAUUAAACUUAUUUAAUGACUCAAACUAUGUUGGUGCGAUGAAUGGAAACCCUACACUUCCACUCGAUCAAAUCAAUUAUCAACGAGCAUGGAAAUCAAGCAAAUUUAUUUCAUUUUUAGGUCAUAUUGCAUUGGAACGACUUCAAUGUACAUCUGCUUCGUAUACCGGAAAAUUCGUGAGAAUCCUGGUUAAUUCAGCGCCACAAGCCUUACCAGGAUGUGCUAAUGGGCCCGGUGCUAGUUGUCCCUUGGCACAAUAUAUGGAUUAUGUGGGAGAUCGCGGUGAAUUAUACCAAGAUUUUACAGAUGCCUGCAAAAUGAACCAUCAGAACACAACUGAUGUGUUAUCAUUUCUUUGA